Molecule: messenger RNA, 924 nt
Organism: Sodiomyces alkalinus F11
Lineage: Eukaryota; Fungi; Ascomycota; Sordariomycetes; Glomerellales; Plectosphaerellaceae
Product: microsomal signal peptidase 25 kDa subunit
Exons: 3
Coding region: 115-798 (227 amino acids)
Biological process (GO): protein targeting to ER
Cellular component (GO): signal peptidase complex; membrane
Source: RefSeq, a predicted model, not a curated record
GAAGGCCAGCCUGGAGCUUUCACGACGGGAACCUUGGAAGCGCAUUGGCGUGUCUGAAUAUCGAAUAUCCCACCAAACCUUAGUCAAUUGCCAACCCCAAGUUGACCACUGGAAAUGUCGUCUCAAGAAAGGAUAACGGUUUAUAACCAAGCAGACCUUAAACACACUUCAGACGAUGCCAUUGCGAACUACCUCAACUCCCUUCGCUUCACCCAAUCUCACACUCUGACCGAUGUCCGCCUAGGCCUGGGCUACUCAGCAUUCCUGAUCGCCGCGGCCUGUUUCGCCUGGGACUAUAAGUUCGGUUUUUUUGCGACCAAACCCUACACAGCAGCUGCUGUGGUGCUAUAUACCCUCCUGCAGGGCGCCCUGACCCUAUGGGUUUGGCUCGUCGAGAAGGGCGUCGUAUAUGAAGGCAUCUCACCGGACGGUGAGAAGAUCUCCAUUACAACCUCCACGACCAAGAACGUCCCCGUGUACAACCUCACAAUCACCAUUACCCCCAAGUCUGGCCCUCCCGUCACCCUUAACAUCUCCCGCCCUUUCAAUCAGUGGUUCGACUCUCAGGGCCACUUCGUCGCUGUCCCCUUCCAGGAGAUGUUCGCCUCCAACGUUUCCGCCAUUGGCAAGCUAGACGCCAAACGCGUGAAAACACCCUCUGCCUCCAUGGCGCCAGCCGCCGGUGGCUACUCAACCGAGAUGCUGGAUGCUGUGCUCGACGCCUCCACUGCCAGUGCUACGGGUAGUGUAGAUAGCGCAGAAGCCACCGCGAAGAAACCCAAGCGGAGGAAGGCUUAAAUUCCGGGUGGGGAGCGAGACGUGCGUAGAGUGGCGGGAUACACCAUCUCAUGUCUCUCAGGGAGGCGUGAGGGGAAGUAGUCAAAGCGAUAUAUCGCAUUAGGCACGUAAAAUAAAAUCAUAUCU